CAUCAUCCAUCAUCUAGACUAUGCCAUCCAUCCCUCCAAAUCUAUCCACUUUGUUUCGCGCAUCAAUGUGGCCAAUCCGGUUUUUGUCGUCAAAGGACAUUGUCGGUGAUGUGACUCUGUUUUUCAUUGGUAACGCUUACGCGUCCUCCUCAGCUUGGCUUCACCUGGAUUACUUCCCGUGGUAUCGUCUUUGAUCUUCUUCCCGACCAUUUUAUUUUUGUUGUUUGUAGUUUGUAGUAUGUGUAUUUGUAUUUCAGUUAUAGUCUUCUUGCAGUCUUUUC
Messenger RNA from Radiomyces spectabilis, 281 nucleotides. RefSeq lists its product as uncharacterized. The transcript has 2 exons. The coding region runs from base 21 to 194 and encodes 57 amino acids. The record is from RefSeq and is a predicted model, not a curated record. NCBI's taxonomy places the organism in Eukaryota, Fungi, Mucoromycota, Mucoromycetes, Mucorales, Radiomycetaceae.